Molecule: messenger RNA, 1559 nt
Organism: Leptinotarsa decemlineata (Colorado potato beetle)
Lineage: Eukaryota; Metazoa; Arthropoda; Insecta; Coleoptera; Chrysomelidae
Gene: drm
Product: odd-skipped family member drumstick
Biological process (GO): embryo development; regulation of transcription by RNA polymerase II
Cellular component (GO): nucleus
Molecular function (GO): RNA polymerase II transcription regulatory region sequence-specific DNA binding; DNA-binding transcription factor activity, RNA polymerase II-specific
Source: RefSeq, a predicted model, not a curated record
GUCCAGAUGAAAUGAUUGAUCAGUGCACAUCCUGUUAUGAAUGAUAGUUUGUGAUUGAAAUUUGUGAUCAAUAUUUGUGAUAAAUGUUUGUGAAUUGAACAAACUACUUGGAUUAUUGAUGUCAUUAUCAUCAAACACCUUCCGAGAAAAUUGAUGAUACCUAGGAAAAUAUUGAAAACUUCCGGAUGAUGUACCUGAAAAUGAGUGAGUCAUAAGAAUACCCAGGUUCUGUCAUAUAAUCAUACAAAAUAAAUAGAGGACUAUUGAUCUACGUCAUAGCUAUUUUAGUAGUAAAAAUUAGAUGAUAGACAUAACCCACAUCACGACAGUAAAUCCCAGAUAACUCAUAUUUCGAAUUAAGCUAAAAAAUUAGGAAGAUAUCAGAUAACACGAUAAUUCGAAUAGUCCCAUUGGUGCCAAUAAAGAUAUAAAGAAAUCAAGAUGUUUGCUAUUAUGCAGAUAGAUAACGACGUUAGUGGAGGACAGUUCAGAAGAAAAAUGCGUUCGAAGUGCGAGUUCAUUUGCAAGUAUUGUCAAAGAAGAUUUACGAAACCCUAUAAUUUGAUGAUACAUGAGAGAACCCACAAGAGCCCCGAAGUUACUUUCAGCUGCGAAGUUUGCGGAAAAAGUUUCAAGAAACAGGAUAACCUUAAACAACAUAGGACAAUUCACUACCCAUCCAGUGCAACAUGUAGUUGCUUGAGUGGCAGAUAUUAAUUUUCAUAGGCUUUCAAUAACAAUUUUUCAGAAUGCAGUAUUUACAAUUUUCAGUAUCUAAUUUUUAUCGUGUAUAUAUUUAGAAUAGGUGUAAAAAUAACAUAUGAAUGUUCUAUCAUUGAAAUUUAUUUCAAAGAAUCGACCACAACUUUCUAGUCUCAAAAAUGUUUUUCGAAUGAAUAUCAGUAGAAUUUUUAUAUUUUCAUGAUUUUCAAAAUGUUAUUCAUCACUGAUGGUUCAAUGCACAUUUCAUGAAAAAAUCGUUUUGUUGGAAUUUGUCUCAAGAGAUUUCGAAAUAAAACUUCAAUUGCCAAUAUUCAUCGCUUCAACUGGUCUGGUUAUUUUUGGAAAAAAAUACUGAAUAGCAAUUCAGUUUGAACGCUUUUGAGGUAGAAAUAUCAUUUCUGUUCGAAACAAGUAUAUUUAUACCUUGAGAAAGAAAACUUCUUGAUGCUGUCCAAACAACGCUUACUAUUAUACAGAAUGUAAUAAGUUAUAUAACAUUCAUAUUGUAAUCCAAAACAUUCAUGUGAUAAAUAGAAAAGUUGAAUCAACUUGAAAAUUCUAAAUUAAAGGUGACCAUUAUGUGAAACAAAAAUGAUGAAUUACUAGAACAUCCAGCCCUGAGAACUGCAAUAUAGCAGGUGUUUAACUUACACUAAAUUGUUGAAUAUUCUAUGAAACUAAAUUCAUUUUUGUAUCUCAUGAGAAGUUAUUUGCGAAAACAUAUCCAUUUCCACAAUUUUAAUGAUUAUUGGUACUGUUAUACAUUUCAAUUGGUUCAGUAUUUUUCAUGCACCAGAAAAUUUCAGUUCUCAGGACUGGCAGGACAUUUGAAUGAU